Molecule: messenger RNA, 1197 nt
Organism: Orussus abietinus
Lineage: Eukaryota; Metazoa; Arthropoda; Insecta; Hymenoptera; Orussidae
Product: probable 18S rRNA (guanine-N(7))-methyltransferase
Exons: 5
Coding region: 293-1120 (275 amino acids)
Biological process (GO): rRNA (guanine-N7)-methylation
Cellular component (GO): nucleolus
Molecular function (GO): rRNA (guanine) methyltransferase activity
Source: RefSeq, a predicted model, not a curated record
GCUUAACCUAGCUCAAUCAUAUGUCACAUGCAAUCACAUGGCUGGUUACUAACUCUGAACUAACAAAAUUGUAUUCUAUUGUAUUAUAUGAAAAAGUACUUCCUGAAAUAUUACGUGCUAAUUACAUAAAUAUCAAUGCUUCAAUCGUAUUUAAUUUUAUUAAUAUUGUGCAUCAAAUCAUAAUAUGGUCCCAGGCAUACAGAUUAAUGCAGGAAGUCGAAUGUUACUAAUUCUAAAAGCAAACUGUUAAGAAUUCUCAAUUUAUUAACAUCAACUAUAAAAUAGAUAUAUAAUGGCCAAACGACCAGAGCACUUGGCACCACCUGAAGUUUUUUACAAUGAAGAGGAAGCAAGAAAAUACACACAAAAUUCACGAAUGAUUGACAUUCAAGUGCAGAUGUGUGAACGAGCUAUUGAAUUGCUGUUACUUCCAGAAGAUCAACCAUGCCUUCUUUUAGAUAUCGGUUGUGGAUCUGGAUUAAGUGGCAGCGUUCUUGAAGAUCAAGGACAUUUAUGGGUAGGACUUGAUAUUUCACCAGCCAUGUUAAAUGUAGCUUUAGAAAGAGAAGUAGAAGGAGAUUUGUUAUUAAACGAUAUGGGUCAGGGUGUACCAUUCAAAGCUGGUUGCUUUGACGGAGCUGUUAGUAUUUCUGCUCUACAGUGGUUAUGUAAUGCAGACAAAAAGUCACAUAAUCCUGUAAAAAGGUUACAGCGAUUCUUCACAACCUUAUACGCCAGUCUCUCAAGAUCAGCCAGAGCUGUAUUUCAGUUUUAUCCAGAAAAUGGUGAUCAAAUUGAAUUAGUAACAACUCAUGCUACUAAAGCUGGUUUUUUUGGUGGUGUGGUUGUAGAUUUCCCAAACAGUACAAAGGCCAAAAAAUUUUUCUUAGUUUUAAUGACAGGAGGUUCUCAACCCUUACCAAAGGCUCUGGGUGAAAGUGAUGACAAAACAUCAGUCAAUUAUAUAGCAAGGAGGGAACAAGCAAAAAAGGCAAGAGGAAAAUCGAUUAAAAAAAGUAAAGAUUGGAUUUUGGAAAAGAAAGAGAGAAGACGUAGGCAAGGGAAAGAUGUUAGAGAUAAUUCUAAAUAUACAGGGCGUAAAAGAAGUGGACGCUUCUAAUAUUUUGUGAUAUCAGCACAUUUAAUAUUGUUUAUGUACAGAUUAAAGAUGAAUAUAUCUCACUCAAUCUUACAAAA